This is a messenger RNA of Hevea brasiliensis (rubber tree), 1272 nucleotides long. RefSeq names its product KH domain-containing protein At2g38610. The transcript has 7 exons. Gene Ontology annotation, molecular function: mRNA binding. Gene Ontology annotation, cellular component: nucleus. NCBI's taxonomy places the organism in Eukaryota, Viridiplantae, Streptophyta, Magnoliopsida, Malpighiales, Euphorbiaceae. Gene Ontology annotation, biological process: regulation of mRNA splicing, via spliceosome. Bases 150 to 995 code for a protein of 281 amino acids. The record is from RefSeq and is a predicted model, not a curated record.
CCCCACCAUUACUGCACUACUACGAAAAAGCCCACUCUUCCUUUGCAAUUUUUGCAUCCACCAUUUUUUCCCUUUCAGAGUAGGGGCAGGCAGGGCUUUGCCUUCUUCUUCAUCCUUUCUGUCUCUGUGUGUCUUGCAAUACCAUAUUCAUGUCUGGCUUAUACGCACAGAAUUUUUCGCCUGCAAGAACUCUGUCUCCACAUAUAAGAACAACCCCUGAUGUUGAUAGUGGUCACUAUUUGACAGAGUUGCUUGAAGAGCACCAGAAGCUUGGACCUUUUACUCGAAUCCUUCCUAUAUGUAGCCGACUUUUGAAUCAAGAAAUAUUGAGGGCCUCUGGAAUGAUGUCCAACCAGGGGUUAAGUGACUUUGAUAGACUGCAACGUGGAAGCUUGAGCCCUAUGGCUUCUUCAGACAUGUUGCCAAAUAAUAGAGGAACAGGGAUAAUUGGGUGGAAUGGGCUGCCGAAUGAGAGAUUAGGAAUGCAGGGGAUUAAUAUGGACUGGCAAGCAGCACCAGCAAGCCCAAGUUCCUAUAUUGUGAAGAAAAUCUUGCGUUUGGAUGUUCCUGUUGAUAGCUAUCCAACUUUCAAUUUUGUAGGCCGACUUUUGGGCCCUAGGGGCAAUUCGUUGAAGCGUGUGGAAGCCUCUACAGGGUGUCGGGUGUAUAUAAGAGGAAAAGGUUCAAUAAAAGACCCUGAAAAGGAAGAAUCAUUAAGGGGAAGACCAGGCUAUGAGCAUCUGAGUGAUCCUCUGCACAUUAUAAUUGAGGCUGAAUUACCUGUCAAUAUUAUUGAUAUGCAAAUGAGACAAGCGCAGGAAAUAAUUGAAGAACUGCUUAAACCUGUGGAUGAGUCACAGGAUAUCUAUAAGAGGCAUCAACUGAGAGAAUUAGCAAUGUUGAAUUCAAACUAUAGGGAAGAGAGCAAUAGACCAUGUGGUAGUGUCUCUCCUUUCAAUUCAAGUGGAAUGAAGCGUGCCAAAACUGGCCAAUAGUGCUUCAUGAUUCAAUCUUCUCACUGGUUUCUCUAAAAUACUCUUUCAAUAUUAUUUCUAUUUAAUGCUUCUCAUUAUGUGUCAAAUCCUGUAUAGCUACAAACAAGUGCUUUGAAGAACUGGCUGGUAGUUUUCAACCCUGGUUAUUUGUUGGGUAACACAAACAUUAACAAGGGAAAGGAAAUAGAAAUUCAUUUGGUAUAACUUUUCUCCAUGUAAUAGCUUGCAGGUGUACAAGUAUUAACAAUUGUUAAAUUAAUUCUGUAAUUAACAUCAA